Molecule: messenger RNA, 1539 nt
Organism: Aspergillus tanneri
Lineage: Eukaryota; Fungi; Ascomycota; Eurotiomycetes; Eurotiales; Aspergillaceae
Product: cytochrome P450
Exons: 6
Coding region: 1-1539 (512 amino acids)
Molecular function (GO): heme binding; iron ion binding; monooxygenase activity
Source: RefSeq, a predicted model, not a curated record
AUGUUGGAUUCGUCGUCUGUAGAAAUUUUCAACGCUCUUACAGCGUACCUGCCAUGGAUCGUGGCGGGAGGACUCGUCCUUUAUCUUGCCUCAGCUUAUGCUAGGCUACGCCGUAUCCGCGGACCGUUCUUUGCCUCAAUUUCGAAUAUCCCACGCUUCUACUGGGUCUGGAGUAGACGGGCACACGAUAUCCACAUCGACCUGCACCGGAAGUAUGGCAAGUUGGUGCGUUUUGGGCCGAAUAUGGUUUCAGUCGGGGAUCCUAAGGAGGCUCCCGUUAUCUACGGAUUCAGUGGAAAGUAUAAGAAGUCCAAAUUCUACCAAGUCAUCCUCCCCAUGUCCAAAGGAAAGAUCCUCCCCGGGCUGUUCGCUACACAAGAUGAGGACAUCCACCGCAUGCUCAAGAAGCCCAUUGCCAGUAUAUAUUCCAUGAGCAAUCUCGUCUCCUUCGAGCCAUUCGUAGACCAGACCAUCCGCUGUUUUUUUGACCAGUUAGACCUCCGAUUCGCUAACCAGGGCCGACCCCUAGACUUUGGGAUGUGGUUGCAAAUGUUCGCCUUUGAUGUUGUGGGGGAGAUCACAUUCUCUCAGCGACUGGGUUUCCUUGAGAAGGGAGAGGAUAUUGAUAAUAUCAUGGGAGAUAUCUGGAAGUAUUUCCAGUAUGUGGCGCCGGUCGGCCAAAUGCCGUGGAUCGAUGAAUUCUGGGUUAAGAAUCCGUGGAUUUCUCGCCUGCGCAAAGCCUCGUGGUCUGCGAUGGGUGACUUUGCCGCAACCAGACAGAAUGAGCGGAUGAAGUUGAUGAACAGCCCAUCCGGUGAGGCGAAGAAUCUGAAUGACCGAGAUUUCUUGUCCCGAUUCAUUGACGCGAUGGCGAAGGAUAAGAGUGUACCGCAAUGGGCACUCCUGGCAUGGACGCAGUCAAACAUCACAGCUGGCAGUGACACAACAGCCAUCAUGCUUCGAACCAUCUUCUACAACCUGCUUCAAAACCCAGAAACCAUGACCAAACUGAUGGAUGAACUGCGAACAGCAGCCAAGACUGGAUCCCUCUCUCCCAUCGUAACAUGGAAGCAAAGCCGGCAACUUGCGUAUCUCGACGCCUGCAUCAAAGAGGCAGGCCGAAUCCAUCCGCCCUUCGGUCUUCCUUUGGAAAGAGUUGUCCCAGAGGGUGGAGUGGAAAUCUGCGGCGAAUUCCUGCCCGAGGGAACCAUUGUGGGUAUGAAUGCGUGGGUCGUGCACCGUGACGAAGAGACCUUCGGUGCAGACGCCGAUUAUUGGAAACCUGAACGAUGGCUGGGGAAGGAUGAGGUUGCUGUGAAGAAGAUGGAGAACAGCUUGUUGACGUUUGGCCACGGCCAUCGAUCGUGCAUUGGGAAGAAUAUCUCGCACUUGGAGGUUUAUAAGCUGGUGCCGACGUUGCUGCAAGCUUAUGAGAUUGAGCUUGAGAAUCCUGGUAGCAAGUGGAGAGUUGAGAACCGAUGGUUUGUGCCACAGUUUGACUUUAAUGUGAUCAUGAAGAGGAGGAGCCAGUGGCCGUAG